AUGGUGGACGGUUUCAUGCAGCUUAGUCAAGAAGAACAGAUAUCCUUACUGAAAAGCGGUGUUUUUGAAUUGGCAACAAUAGUUGUUUCGCAGUAUUAUAACAUCGAGACAACUUCAUUGAUAAUAGAUCGAGAAAUAUUGCCUGCCACAUUAUUUCAUUCAAGUGAUCAGUCUGAGAUGCAAUUCAUUAUCGCUAUGCAUGGUUGUAUCCACGAAUUCGCUCAGCUGAACCUUACUACAGUAGAAAUUGCUCUAUUAUCGGCGUGGAUUCUAUUAGAUCGGUCAUCUUUAGGUCAAUAUAUUGUUGAACAACUAAGGAAUUGUUUGCAGCAGCAAAUUGUAUCCAGGCUAGCAGAUUCCAGUUCAACGAUGCAAAGACUUUGUGAUCUCAUUGCUCGACUUAGAACAUUAGCUCAAGAACAUAUUCGAUUACUUAAUCAAUUAAAUCUUAUCUACCCGCAAAUUGCUGAUCGAGGUACUUUGCCAGAAUUAUAUAAAGAGCUGUUUACACCAACAUCAUCAAUAUCAUAA
Molecule: messenger RNA, 531 nt
Organism: Dracunculus medinensis (Guinea worm)
Lineage: Eukaryota; Metazoa; Nematoda; Chromadorea; Rhabditida; Dracunculidae
Source: the annotation of a GenBank genome assembly